UGCGACCCGGGCUUUGCGGUGGGAAGUGAGGUGUGGGAAGUCGGUCGCUUUCUGAUUAAUUCAUGGGCUGUGGAAGUGGGACCCGAGGGGAAUCUGGUCCCUAGAGGCUGUUCCUUGUGCCCUGGAUCUCUCCUCGGGCGGAGUUACCUGAGAACAGGAGAUUGAAUUGCUCUCAAUAAUGGGAAGAACCUACAUAGUUGAAGAGACUGUUGGCCAGUAUCUUUCAAACAUCAAUCUCCAAGGAAAGCCUUUUGUCUCUGGUCUUUUAAUAGGACAGUGUUCUUCACAAAAGGAUUAUGUGAUUCUUGCUGCCAAAACGCCACCCAAAGAGGAACAAAAUGAGAACCUCAAACAUCCCAAAGCUAAGUUGGAUAAUUUGGAUGAAGAAUGGGCAACAGAACAUGCCAACCAGGUGUCCAGAAUGCUACCAGGGGGACUUUUAGUUCUUGGAGUAUUUAUUAUUACAAGUUUAGAAUUGGCAAAUGAUUUUCAAACUGCACUGCGCAGACUAAUAUUUGCUGUGGAAAAAUCUAUGAAUAGAAAGCGAUUGUGGAAUUUCACAGAGGAGGAGGUCUCAGAACGAGUGAUACUUCACAUUUGCUCUUCUACAAAAAAAAUAUGUUGUCGAACAUAUGACAUCCUUGAUCCAAAGAGUUCACCAAGACCAGCAGACUGGAAGUAUCAGAAUGGACUAACAACUUCCUGGCUUCCUUUAGAGUGUACAGUUCAUGUUAACAUUCACAUCCCGCUUUCUGCUACUUCUGUCGGCUAUACUCUGGAGAAAAAUACAAAGAAUGGGCUUACACGCUGGGCCAAACAAAUAGAAAAUGGUGUCUAUCUGAUUAAUGGACAAGUUAAAGAGGAUGAUUGUGACCUGUUGGAAGGACAGAAAAAAUCUUCUCGAGGAAAUACUCAGGCAACUGGUCAUUCUUUUGAAGUCAAAGUACUAACACACUUGCUUCUGAAUUCAGACCACAGAUCCACAGCCACGGUUCAGAUCUGCAGCGGCUCUGUAAACCUUAAGGGCACUGUGAAAUGCAGAGCUUACAUUCACAGCAGUAGACCCAAGGUUAAAGAUGCUGUGCAGGCAGUGAAGAGAGAUAUAUUGAACACAGUUGCUGAUCGUUGUGAGAUACUAUUUGAGGAUUUGCUUUUGAAUGAAAUUCCAGAAAAAAAAGGUGCUGAAAGAGAGUUCCACAUCCUCCCACACCGAGUUUUUGUCCCCAUUCCGGGAUCCACCAUAAUGUUAUGUGAUUACAAAUUUGGAGAUGAGUCAGCUGAAGAAAUUAGAGAGCAUUUUACAGAGAUGUUAGAUCAUGUGAUUCAAAUGGAAAAUCUGGAAAUUGCAGAAGAAAUAAACACAGCUUGCAUGAGUUCCUCUGUGAAUAAUGAAGCGUCAUUGGACAACACAGAUGAUGAACAACCAAAACAACCAAUUAAAACUACAGUGAUACUGAAAGUUCGGCAAAACAUAGGUGUGAUUACAGCAUUUGCGGUUGCAGU
Tupaia belangeri chinensis (Chinese tree shrew) is the source of this 1503-nucleotide messenger RNA. It is a transcript of the gene ODR4, whose product is annotated as odr-4 GPCR localization factor homolog. Gene Ontology annotation, cellular component: endomembrane system. Gene Ontology annotation, biological process: intracellular protein localization. NCBI's taxonomy places the organism in Eukaryota, Metazoa, Chordata, Mammalia, Scandentia, Tupaiidae. The record is from RefSeq and is a predicted model, not a curated record.